Molecule: messenger RNA, 4845 nt
Organism: Oppiella nova
Lineage: Eukaryota; Metazoa; Arthropoda; Arachnida; Sarcoptiformes; Oppiidae
Source: the annotation of a GenBank genome assembly
GGCUGCGAGAAGACCUACUGCGACGCCCGUAGUCUGCGUCGCCACAAAGAGAACCACCACCCGCCCGGUCCGAUUAGCGGCCAAAAUCCCCAGUCUUUACAAACCCUGGCGUUCAUACCGGGAAUUGCGCUCAACUUUUCGACCGCCAACGUCGGACUCACCCCCAAUCAGGCCCUCAAUCGUAUUCAGUACGCGCCGCCGCCACCACCACCUCAAGCGCCUGUCCCCCAAUCGAUCUCUCCUCAGUCAGUGGUGUCGACGAUCACUAAUACGACGGAACAGUCGGCGGCCACUCAACUGCAACGGCUGGCCCUUCACAAGCACGACAACAACAUCCACAACCAGAUGAAUGAUAAGUGGGGGUCAAGGGAUGUGCCCACACCUCCCAAAUGGCAUCAAAACACGUCUGUCAUAAACAAGACGUCGUUCGCAAACAACACAGAAAUCGGGAAACAGUUAUUGAAACAGGAGUUGAACCAUAAGAUGCAGACAAACGCGGUUCUCAUGAAUCCGGACUCACCCGAGAACGCACUGCUCCACCAACUGCUCACUCAGUCGACGCACAGUCCCGGUCAGGAGCACCACUUCAAAGCCGACAAACCUCAACAACAGCCUCAGCCGCAACCGCCUCCACUCUUCCACCACGUGCCACAACACAGUCAACAACACCAACAGUCCCUUCCCGCUCAUCACCCGCACCCACAACAACAACAGUCCGCACAACACCCGACGCAUCACAAUCAACAGCCACCGCCACUACAUCCGCACCAUUCGUCGCAUCCGCACCACAAACACGAGUCCAGCCAUCAGUCCUUCAGACCUCAGCCCCAACCACCACAACAGUCAAUGCAAACCUUACCCACAAAUGAGUCACAACCGCAACAACAGCCACACCAACAGCAAACCCCGGUGUCGGACAACUGGCCGUACACUAUGUUCUCGCAAAACCACCACAAGUCAGAGCCCCAACAGGUCGAGUGCUCGCUAUGUCAGCGCAAGUUUAAGAAUAUACCCGCUCUUAAUGGUCAUAUGCGACUACACGGCGGGUAUCUUAAAAACCAGUCGCAAAACGGUGUGAAUACCAGUGCUAUAAGCAGUACGAAGAAGGAGACCAAUAAUAAAGUGGACAACAAUCAGAUGAACGCAAACGUCCGACAAAUUGUGGAUCUCAUCAAAGAGAAGAUCUCCAGAAACAAAGCGGCGGCUUCUGGGGGACUGUCCAACAGCUUAGCCCCUCCGCCGCCCCCACAACAGCAACAGCCGAGCAAUCGGUCCGCACAGCAAACGCCGUCUCAAGUAUCGCAUAUGUCGUCCCAUCAACAACAGCAACAGCUGCCACUCAACAGCCCAAUGGCGCCCAUACUGUCUCCGGUGACACCCGUCACCCCCACCACCACUGGCAACGCCUCCAGUUUUAACUACGAUUUCCAUCACUCGUCGGCCAAUGACCUCCACUUCCAUCGCAACGACAACAGCCUCUACUACGACAACCAAUUACAGCUACAGUCACUUAAGGAACAGCUGCAGCAGACGCAACAGUUCCGGAUGCCAUCCCAGCCCCCGACCAUCGCUCAGAUACGCUUCCAGUCGCAGGAGCAGAGGCAGCACCAGAGCCGCCGCCACAGCGACUCCAGCGAUAUUGGCUGUAAUGAUGUGUCGACCGGUGGUGUGGGGCCCGGAGGUCCCAAACAACAACAGCACAUGUCGUACCCCACGAGUACGGACGACGACGAGUGCUAUUCGUCGCAACAGUUCAAUGAUCUGCUGCGACGGCGCACUCAGAGGACGUGCUCCGACCCGGGAUCCGAUCAGCCGCUGAUGACGAUCAACACGGCGUACCAGCCCUCCCAACACCACAGUGUGUUUGGUCACCAGUACUACAAUCACUCGCAUUCGGUGCCCACGACGCCCACCGUUUGUCACAACAGCUCAACCCUUCAGCCCCACUCACUGCCGUCGACCCCCACCGCUGGCGCAGCUCCCGUUAACUUCGCCCACUCGCCGAACCACAGCCAACGGGGUUCCCAACCCAACACACCCACCGACGCCACCGCCCAACAGUUCAACUUUAUGACAGCGGCGUCGCCUAUAAACCACGGGUCAGUCCACUCGCAAUACUCGACGUCCCCUUCGUCAGUGGCCGCCCAGUACUCGCCAAACACGCCAUACUCGCCAUCGCAUACGACGGUACAGCAGUUUACGUAUACCGUACCCCAAGCGCAGCCCCAACAACAGCAACCGGUGGUCACCGGUGUCUAUGAGGAGCGCAUUGACGACACCUACGAGGACUCGCAAAUGUACGACGCGAUCACCGACUAUACGAAUACCGGUGCCGUCGCGCACACCAUAGCUGACGAUAAUUUUAAUUUUGAUAACAACAUGAAUGCCGGCGCCCAGUACUUCGAGCCUCAGAACCAGAUGAUGGCCGACACGGAGUCCAAUAUGCAAAUGGACGACCAGCCCAUCGAGCAAAUGUCCAUUGAAUCCAAACCUCAGCAACAGAUCCAGCAGUUCUUCAGCAACUUCGCGACCGCUAACACUAGUCAUGAAUACAACCCAAUCGUCACCACGACUUCCAAUUACGUCCAGAACUCGAAUUACUGGACCCAGUCUUCGCUCACAAACGCCGUUCACAUGAGUCCGCAAAUGAAACCACAAGUCUUACCACAACAUGUCGACCAACACCUGAUGCCAAAAGAACCCACAAACCAUCACAUGAAUGCAAACCAUUGCUACUCCAUGUCUACGGCGCCGGUCAUCACCACCACAUCAAUGCCGGCGCACUCAUCGAUCGUUACCGGUAUGUCAUCACAUACGCCAAACAUCGCAUACAUCCAGUCGUCGCCAUCACUACAUCAGCCGUCUCUGUCGAGCGCCGGCGGCAGUCGUCACCACCGGUCGGCGCCGCACAUCAGCAGCACGUCAUCGCCGCCCCAUUUGGUCGUCAACUUAGAGAAGAUCGACGAAUGCGAUGAAGAGGGGGACGACGUGUUCCUGAGUCCCGUGGGUUUGGCGCCGUCGCCCAAACGCUCGUCGCCCGCCAUUUCCUCGUGCGUGGCCUCACCUAAGCGGCCGAAGCACCGCCCGGAGCCCCUGUAUAUACCGCCCCACGUGAACACCUGUGGCUAUCAGUCGCGACUGCGAUCGCCGCGACUCUGGGAUCCGUCGGUAUUGCCCGACACGAAGAAUCUGUCGCCGCCUCCCUAUACGCCGCCACCGAUGUUGUCGCCGGUGCGCUCCGGGCCCGGACUCUUCUGGCAUAUCAUCAGCGGCAAUAUGACUCCCAAGAGUGGGGCCGCCAUUCAGCCCAAGUUUGUGUAUUCGCGCAAAAGCUCGUCCGACGUGAAGGAGGAGGUGUUGAGCCAAUCCGUGGCUCAAACCCCCACCACUGCCUACGAGCCGUACGACUGCGAGAUACCGGAGACGGCAUAUGAGACCGACAUUCAGCCACACGUUAACAUUGGGCCCAGUUUUCAGGCGCGGAUACCGGCGUUCAAUAAGAACAAGGAUGAGGCCAAGUAUCGGACAGAUAAGGGAGACCUCGUGUGGGAUCCCAGUGUCGCCGAGUCCCUGACCGCCGAUGACAUCGAGUCCUAUCUGGAGCUGUCGUGCUGUGCGUGCGUUCCCGGUUCGGGACGUAAUAAGGAGUACGCCAUGCAUUUGCUGUAUAUAUCCAACGGUGACAUACAAGAGGCCAUUGUUAAGCUACUGGAGCCCCACCCUACUAUUUCUGACGGACACCCGCUCUCUGAUUAUCACUACCCGGAGAACGACAUUUGGGUGCCCCAGGAGAUCGAGUCAUACCAGUGCGCUCUCAACAAAUGUGAUAAAGACUUCUUUAGUAUAGCCAAAGAGGUAUGGGAUCUGUUGACCACUAUUUCGAUCAGAAUCGGCACCAAAUCCGUGAAGCAAUGCAUCCAAUUCUACUACAUGUGGAAAAAGGUGUGUCCCGAAGAGUACCGGCGCUUACGUGUGAUUCGCCGUAAACGCGAAAACGAGACGUAUUUCUAUAACUUGCGGUCAAAGGAGGGCGAAGACAACCCCACAAACCAUAACAACAAUAAUAACGGGAAUAACAACUCAAUUAAAUACGAGACGGACUUCGACGCGGACAACAACAACGACACGGAUUGCCUGACAAACGGCGGCUCCGGACUCGGCGUCAACAGCGCCCAGUCGUCGGACGUCGAGGACAACGUGUCGUCGUUCUUGGAUUCGGCGAACCCGAGCCCCGCCACGAGUGUGGGCUCCCAGUUGGGUGACUACCCGUGCAAACUGUGCGGCAAAGUGUUCCAGAAAGUGAAGUCCCGGAGCGCCCACAUGAAGAUCCACGGCAGCGGCGCCGCCAAGUAUUGACGCAAACCUCACUUUAAAUGAUUAAUCAAUUUCUAAUACAAAUGUUUGCAUCGAAACCACAUUUUGAACUCAUUUUUUCAAAUUCAUUGAUGUAUUCAUUGAAUACAGAAAUCAAUGAUUGAAUCGUAUGUAUCGGCGCCUCCGAGAGCCGACGUAUUUUGCGAAACAAAACACAUCAUUAUAUUUGUGUAUAUUUUUGACCCCUUUUCUCAAUUUUUCAUUAUUAUGAGACUUCCAUCGCCCGCCCCCUAUCAUUGCGCGGUUAACACUGUUGCCAUUUAUUUAUUAAAUUUAACUAUAUAUAAAAUAUAUAUAUAUAUUAUAUGAGUAUAUAAUUAAGUUUAGGAGAUGUCUAUAUAUACAUAAAAAUGAAAACUUUAUUUUCAAAUAUAACUAAUUGAAUGGUUUAUGAAAAUUUCCAAUUCUAUACACUAUUUGAUGGACAAAACUGUUGUGUUUCUCUCCCUCUCUCUCUCUCUCUACUCUCUC